This is a messenger RNA of Phytophthora sojae, 750 nucleotides long. RefSeq lists its product as hypothetical. Gene Ontology annotation, biological process: entrainment of circadian clock by photoperiod; circadian regulation of gene expression. Gene Ontology annotation, cellular component: cytoplasm; nucleus. Gene Ontology annotation, molecular function: FAD binding; DNA binding. The transcript has 2 exons. NCBI's taxonomy places the organism in Eukaryota, Oomycota, Peronosporomycetes, Peronosporales, Peronosporaceae. The record is from RefSeq and is a predicted model, not a curated record. Bases 1 to 750 code for a protein of 249 amino acids.
AUGCCAGUCAAGUAUAUCUAUGAGCCGUGGAGGGCGCCCAUGACGGUGCAGCAUGCUGCUGGCUGCCUCAUCGGCAAGGACUACCCGUUCCCCAUUGUAGACCACAAGAUCGCUAUGCGCCGAUGUAUGGCCGGUAUGAAGAAGUCAUACGCCAUCGGACAAGACGAGUGGGGGCACCACGAGCAUCAUGGUGACCACGAGCACCACGACGAAGACAAUGACGACGAUGAGGAUUCGAAGGAUGACAACGACGACGACGAAGAUGACAGUGACAGCAGUCAAAGCAGCAGCGCGAGCAAUAGCAAGGCCGAGUCUGCAGCCAUCCAGUCGAGUGUCGUCACGAACCUGGACGGUAUCAACAUCGGCAACACCAUCACGAUCAUCAACAUCGGCACAGGCAGCCAGGGCAACAGCAGUGGAUCGGCCGACGACUAUGGGUACGCUUGGAAUGAGAAGACUCCUAGCGAUGACGACUCGCUCCCAGUGAGUGAUUCGGAUCGCUCCGCUAUCACCUCCGCAGCCGUUCGUGCAUUCUGCGAGUCUAUCGACUGCAGCCGCUCCAAAAGCUUCAAGGACACGGCGACGGCGGGGGGUCCUGCACCGAUGAUGCCGGCGUUUAGUGCUGGCAACCGAGAGGUAGGCACCGAUGUGCAGCAUGAGACGCCAGCGGCGAAGAGCUCCUGUAGCGCAAUGAACGCGAACCUGGCCAGGUGGCUGGUUAUCAUCGCGAUAAUUAUCCAACUCCGCUGA